Messenger RNA from Penicillium longicatenatum, 2049 nucleotides. RefSeq lists its product as uncharacterized. Gene Ontology annotation, cellular component: nucleus. NCBI's taxonomy places the organism in Eukaryota, Fungi, Ascomycota, Eurotiomycetes, Eurotiales, Aspergillaceae. The transcript has 3 exons. The record is from RefSeq and is a predicted model, not a curated record. Gene Ontology annotation, biological process: poly(A)+ mRNA export from nucleus. The coding region runs from base 1 to 2049 and encodes 682 amino acids. Gene Ontology annotation, molecular function: RNA binding; protein binding.
AUGAAAACCAUGAAGUCUCGUCGUUCUGGUGGCGCAGACCGCGGCGGUAUCCGAAAGCGGGGACCAACGCGCACCGACCGGGAUGGAGACAUGGACAUGGAUACAAGCGCCGCGCGUGGAGGGGCGAAGAGAGGCCGAGGUAACACUGGGCGGACCCCCGCAGGCCGAUCCGCGGGAUCUGGUCGGACGCAGACACGCGACAGGAACAUCGAUGCGAUCCAGAAGGCUAUCUCCAACUCCCAGGACUCGUUCAGCAUUCGAUCAGGCAAGAACACCAAUGCAGACAGACUGGAACAAUACAUCGUCCGUGGCUGGAAGAACAGCAAGGCAUCAUCCAGACGCGACCAUGGUGUUGACAGUCUCAUUGCAUACCUCGAACGACGAAUGAAUACACUCAAGUCAGGAUCUCGCGCAAAAAUCACCAAGUCGCGAGUUGAAGGUGACGCACUUAUUGUAUCUGUGAGACCGGACUUGGCAGACCCAAUGUCCAAAAUCAAUGGCAAUACCUUCGCUGGAGCUAAGAUUACCGUGGCCCCAUACGAUCCUUCCUCGACCGAGGCGCUUGAUCGCGAGAUAAGCGCUGCCAAUGGUCUCUCUCCGGAGACAGUGGACGUGAAAUCCAAGAUGACUGCGAUUCUCGCCAGACGAUACUUCCCUGAGACCAAACUUCUUGAUCUCUCCAAGCUGGGCACCGACACAGAUCUCCAGGCCAUGGGAAUGUUCAACCAAGCAUCAACAGAGUCUAAGUUUUUCCCGGCUCUGAUGAAGGUAUGGAAUAUGGGAUUCCCCGACGCAAAGCAGAGACGCGAGGCUGUGGAAAGCGUGAGCUUAGCGGACAACCAACUUGCCAACAUCAGCGUCGUGACCACCCUCGCUGUGACAAUUCCUGGCCUCAAGAACCUCGAUCUCUCCAACAAUAACUUCAAGGAUGCCCACUCAUUGAUCGGCUGGCGCUGGAAAUUCCGCGAUCUUGAAUUCCUGGACUUGACUGGAAACCCUUUCAGUACCGACGAAAGUUUCAAGAACACCAUGAUGAAGUGGUAUCCCAAACUGCAAACCCUGAACAACGUCCAGGUUCGCACGCCGGAAGAGGUGGCGGCCCAGAAGAAGACGCCCAUUCCUGUCCAGCCACCCCACUUCCAAGAUGAUUCUCAGAUCGCAGAAAACUUCAUUCGCGCGUUCUUCGCUGGCUACGAUAGCAAUCGAGCCGAACUUCUCAACAGCUUUUACGACGAUGGUUCGAGUUUCUCUAUCAACAUCAACACUAGCGCACCCAAAGCCGCCCAGGCCGAUACUGCCAGUUGGGAACCCUACCUCAAGAAGAGUCGGAACCUCCUGAAGAUCAGCCACCUCCCCGCACGAAUGUCACGCACCUACACUGGCAAGGUGAAGAUCGGUGAACUGUGGAGCACUCUACCGCCCACUCGCCACAGCGAUAUGGUUACUCACCCCGAGGAGUGCCUCGUGGAAUGCCACCCAGUCCCUGGACUUCCAGACCAAACUGGCCAGAGCGCGACUGGUGUCGGUGGACUCUUGGUUAUGAUUCACGGCAAGUUCGAGGAGAGUCUCGGCGGAAAAAUGGAGACACGCAGCUUUGAUCGAAGCUUCAUCAUUGGCCCUGGCAAUGGUCCCGGUGGCAUCCGAGUUAUCAACGACAUCCUCGCCCUUCGCGCUUACGGCGGACAUGAAGCUUGGAGCCCAGAGAGCCAAGCUAUCCCUCAGGCUAUCCCUCAGCCCAUCCCUCAGGCUAUCGCUGCUCCAGGUGCUGUGGCUCCUCCUACCGCCCCUGCCGCUAACCCGGCUGUACCCGUUGCCCCUCGACCCGGUUUCCCAGAGGGAUACGGUGCGCCUGGCCCUGGGAAGACCGAUACCCAAGUUCAGCAGGAACAGCUGAUUUUGCAGAUCAGUGCGAAGUCUGGUAUGACCAUCCAGUAUUCUGAAAUGGCUCUCUCCAGCAACGGAUGGAAUCUUGAGGCCGCAUGGAACAACUUUGAGCAGUUGAAGGCCCAGGGUUCUCUCCCCGCAGAUGCUUUCCUUCCUACAUCAUGA